Molecule: messenger RNA, 5169 nt
Organism: Spodoptera exigua (beet armyworm)
Lineage: Eukaryota; Metazoa; Arthropoda; Insecta; Lepidoptera; Noctuidae
Source: the annotation of a GenBank genome assembly
AUGCCCAUAUUAUCAUGGGAACAGCUCAACAAGCUGCUUACUGAAGCCAUGGCUAGUUACAACGAUCUCAUUGCUGCUAUGAACUUGGUGCUCUUCGAGGAUGCCAUGAUGCAUAUCUGCAGGAUUUCUCGGAUCCUCGAAAGUCCAAGAGGCAGUGCCUUACUGGUUGGCGUGGGAGGUUCCGGUAAACAAUCUUUGUCCCGACUUGCAGCUUUCAUAUCUAGUUUGGAAGUCUUACAAAUUCAACUGAAAAAGGGAUAUGGAGUUUCUGAUUUGAAGAAUGAAUUAUCACAAUUGUACAUUAAAACUGGUCUUAAGAACGUCGGUAUAAUGUUCUUGAUGACGGACGCUCAAGUUGCAAAUGAACAAUUCUUGGUCUUGAUCAACGAUCUGCUAGCAUCCGGUGAAGUUGCAGAUCUAUUCCCUGACGAUGAAAUGGAAAACAUUAUUGCUGGUGUGAGGAAUGAAGUAAAAGGUGCAGGCUUACCAGAUACAAGGGAGACUUGCUGGAAAUUCUUCAUAGACAGAGUUCGCAAACAGCUGAAAGUGGUCCUUUGUUUCUCUCCUGUGGGCUCUACGCUGAGAGUGCGAUCUAGAAAGUUCCCAGCUCUGAUCAAUUGUACGUCUAUCAAUUGGUUCCACGAGUGGCCUCAGGAAGCUUUGGUGUCUGUCGCCAUGAGGUUCUUGGAAGAACUGGAUAAUCUGCCGGUAACGCUUAGAGACUCAAUAUCAAGAUUCAUGGCGUACGUUCAUACCUCGGUGAACACGAUGUCUAAAGCGUACUUAGCUAAUGAGAGGAGGUACAACUACACGACACCCAAGAGUUACCUCGAACAAAUCAGUUUGUAUGCUAAGUUGGUCAAUAAUAAGACUGAUGAACUGCGGGCAAAGAUUGUGAGGUUGGAAAAUGGUCUCGAAAAGCUUCGCUGUACAUCCUGCCAAGUAGACGCACUUAAGGAAAAGUUAGCAGUACAAGAAGUGGAGUUACAUCAAAAGAAUGAAGCAGCUGAUAAACUUAUUGAGAUGGUCGGCGUUGAAACUGCUAAAGUACAGAGCGAAAAGGCACUUGCCGAUGAGGAGGAAGAAAAGGUAGCAGUGAUAGCUGAAGAAGUAUCUAAGAAGCAGAAGGAUUGCGAAGAAGACUUAAUUAAAGCAGAACCAGCGCUAGUCGCGGCUCAGGAAGCUUUGAACACCUUGAACAAAGCUAACCUUACUGAGUUGAAGUCUUUCGGUUCACCACCGGGCGCUGUUACUAACGUCACUGCAGCUGUUAUGGUGCUGCUUGCACCUGGAGGCAAGAUACCUAAAGAUCGGAGUUGGAAAGCUGCUAAGGUUGUCAUGGCAAAAGUGGACGUGUUCCUAGAGUGUCUCAUAAAUUAUGACAAAGAAAACAUCCAUCCUGAUGUCAUAAAAGCUAUCCAACCCUACUUGAAGGAUUCCGAAUUUGAACCAGAGUUUGUAAGAUCAAAAUCGGCUGCAGCUGCUGGUCUUUGCGCUUGGGUUAUAAACAUCAUAAAGUUUUAUGAAGUGUUCUGUGAUGUCGAGCCCAAAAGAAAAGCUCUUGCAGCCGCUAACGCAGAGUUGGCUGCUGCUACUGAAAAAUUGAGGUCUAUUAAAGCCAAAGUUGCUUCCCUUGAAGAGAAAUUAGCAACACUGACGGCAGAUUUUGAGAAAGCAACUUCAGAAAAAAUGAAAUGUCAGAAAGAAGCAGAUGCAACGAAUGCAACUAUUCAACUUGCUAACAGAUUGGUGAACGGUCUCGCUAGUGAAAAUGUUAGAUGGGCUGAAGCUGUUUCUAGUUUAAUGCAGCAAGGCACAACUCUACCAGGAGACGUGUUAUUAGUCUGCGCCUUUAUCUCAUACGUGGGUUGUUUCACUAAACAGUUCAGACUGGACUUGAUGCACAAGAACUGGCUGGUGUUCUUGAAGACUUUAGAGCCACCCAUCCCAAUAACAGAAGGUCUGGAUCCCCUGACUAUGCUAACAGACGACACAACAAUAGCGAUGUGGCAGAACGAAGGCUUGCCUUCAGAUCGCAUGAGUACUGAGAAUGCAACGAUCCUGUCUAACUCAGAUCGGUGGCCACUUAUGAUAGAUCCUCAACUACAAGGUGUAAAAUGGAUAAAACAGAAAUACGGUGAUAAACUAAGAGUAAUUAGAUUAGGGUCAAGAGGUUAUUUAGAUACGAUUGAAAAGGCUAUAAUAAAAGGGGAGACUGUUCUGUUUGAAAAUAUUGGUGAAACUGUGGAUCCGGUGCUUGAUCCAUUGUUAGGAAGAACAUUGAUCAAGAAAGGAAGAGCAAUUAAGAUAGGAGACAAAGAAGUUGAAUACAGUCCAAACUUUAGACUAAUUCUGCAUACAAAAUUAGCUAAUCCUCAUUACAAACCCGAGAUGCAAGCACAAACGACCUUAGUAAACUUCACAGUAACACGCGAUGGCUUAGAAGACCAAUUACUAGCAGAAGUAGUGAAAGCAGAAAGACCAGAUUUAGAGGAUUUAAAAGCAGAGCUAACUAAACAGCAGAAUCAGUUUAAGAUCCAGUUGAAGUCGCUAGAAGAUGAUUUAUUGUCAAGAUUGUCAUCAGCUGGUGAUGAUAUUCUUGGUGAUACGGCCUUAGUAGAGAAUUUAGAGACUACUAAGAAGACUGCUGCUGAUAUUGAGAAAAAGGCGUUUAGUGUAGUGUUCCAGAAAGCGAUAUCUCGAGCAGAGCCUGCAGAUGAACUUAGCGCUAGGAUCAAGAACCUUAUUGAUUGCAUCAGUUUUUCUGUGUACCAGUAUACCUCUCGUGGUUUAUUUGAAUGCGACAAACUUAUUUUUGCAUCACAGAUGACAUUCCAGGUGCUACUCAUGAGUGAAGAAGUAUCAUCAGUGGAACUAGACUUCUUCCUCCGUUUCCCUAUAAAACCACACGUGACUAGUCCAGUAGAUUUCUUAUCAAAUCACAGCUGGGGAGGUAUUUGUUCUCUAGCCGGGAAAGAAGAGUUUAGGAACUUGGACAGAGAUAUUGAGACAUCGCCUAAACGGUGGAAGAAGAUUGUUGAAGUUGAAUGUCCUGAACGGGAGAAGUUUCCUCAGGAAUGGAAAAACAAACCUGCUCUCCAGCGUCUUUGUAUGUUGAGAGCACUAAGACCAGAUAGAAUGACGUAUGCGGUAGCAGCAUAUAUUGAAGAAAAAAUGGGCGCCAAAUACGUGGAAAAUAGGACAGUGGAAUUCAGUAAGUCUUUUGAAGAGACCAGUCCAACUACACCGAUAUUCUUCAUUCUGUCUCCUGGUGUCAAUCCGUUGAAAGAUGUGGAAGCUUUGGGAAAGAUCAUGGGAUUUACAGCCGACAAUGGGAACUUCCAUAACGUGUCCCUGGGUCAGGGGCAAGAGAUUGUGGCUGAACAGGCGAUGGACAUAGGCUUGCAGAAGGGACACUGGGUUGUCUUACAGAAUAUACAUUUAGUAAAGAAAUGGCUUCCAAGUCUGGAAAAGAAGAUGGAGAGCUUCGCAAAUGGUUGUCAUGAGGAUUUCCGUCUAUUCAUGUCAGCUGAACCAGCAGCCACGCCUGCAGCCCAUAUCAUACCGCAGGGAAUUCUGGAGUCUAGCAUUAAAAUUACCAAUGAACCGCCUACUGGCAUGCAGGCUAACAUCCAUAAAGCUCUGGAUAAUUUCAACCAAGAAACCUUAGAGAUGUGUGGUAAGGAAGCUGAGUUUAAGGCGAUACUGUUCGCUCUUUGUUACUUCCAUGCUGUGGUUGCUGAGAGAAGGAAGUUUGGACCACAGGGCUGGAACAAGAUUUAUCCCUUUAACGUUGGUGAUUUGACAAUAAGCGUAUUUGUCUUGUACAAUUAUUUGGAGGCGAAUGCGAGGGUACCAUGGGAAGAUUUAAGGUACUUAUUCGGUGAGAUUAUGUACGGAGGACAUAUAACUGAUGAUUGGGACAGAAGACUCUGCAAUGCUUACUUGGAGGAAUUGAUGCAGCCUGAUCUAGUCGAUGGUGAGCUGCAACUAGCUCCAGGUUUUCCAGCGCCCCCCAACACAGACUACGUGGGCUACCAUCAGUAUAUAGAAGACGCCAUGCCUGCAGAAUCACCUUAUCUUUAUGGCUUACACCCUAACGCUGAGAUCGGUUUCCUCACCACCACUUCAGAAAACCUCUUUAGGACUAUAUUUGAGAUGCAACCGAGAGAUGCUCAGGCUUCUGGCGCUGCUACCGUAACCAGAGAGGAGAAGGUAAAACAAAUGUUAGAUGAAAUAAUUGAAAAGUUACCAGAGGAGUUUAAUAUGACAGAAAUAAUGGGGAAGGUUGAAGAGAGGACACCUUACGUAAUAGUAGCUUUCCAAGAGUGUGAGCGAAUGAAUUAUCUUACUGGUGAGAUGAAGAGGUCUCUGAGAGAAUUGGAUUUGGGGCUAAAGGGUGAAUUAACAAUUACAUCGGAUAUGGAAGAUUUAGAAAAUGCCUUGUUCUUAGACCAGGUGCCAGCGAUUUGGUCCAGCCGCGCGUAUCCAUCGUUGUUAGGUCUCUCGGCCUGGUUCGUAGAUCUAACACUAAGAUUACGAGAACUGGAAACAUGGGCUACAGAUUUUGUGCUACCAGCGUCAGUAUGGCUGGGUGGUUUCUUCAACCCUCAAAGCUUAUUGACAGCUAUCAUGCAGAGCACAGCGCGCAAAUACGAACUUCCUCUUGACAAGAUGUGCUUACAAUGUGACGUUACCAAGAAGAUGAAAGAAGAAUUCACGAUCGCUGACACCAGGUCAGCACCUCGUGAUGGUGCCUUUGUUCAUGGUCUCCUGAUGGAAGGAGCUCGCUGGGACCAGCAGGCCGGCAUAAUUAUGGACUCCAAACUAAAAGACCUGUUCCCUCCGAUGCCUGUUAUUAAUGUUCGGGCACGUCUAAGGGUGGUCUGUGGAUCGCGAUCAAGGGUAGCUUGUCGCCCGAUCAGAAUAGGAAUCCAGCGUGCGGCUCCUCGUGCUCAAAAACCAAUUUUAGCACCAGAGAUGGGGCCCAUUCGAUCAAUCAAUAAGAUCGUGGAGCUUUGGUUAACCCAUCAAAAGGCAGAGGAGCAGGACAGAGCUCCCGCGUUACCUUUGAUUAUGAACAAUCGUUGUCAUCCUCGUAGACCCGAAACACCAAAGAAAGUUACUUCAAGUGCGUUGCCGUUUUACGGGUGGGGGACUUCAGGAUAA